Messenger RNA from Penicillium malachiteum, 1662 nucleotides. RefSeq names its product muramidase family protein. Lineage: Eukaryota; Fungi; Ascomycota; Eurotiomycetes; Eurotiales; Aspergillaceae. The transcript is spliced from 6 exons. The record is from RefSeq and is a predicted model, not a curated record. Bases 1 to 1662 code for a protein of 553 amino acids.
AUGGCCUGGUAUAUCUGGGGUGUUGUAGCUUUAGCUAUGAGAGGAGUGGCGGACAGCUUCUUCUUCAACAACACAGAUUUCACCUCACAGACAGCCGAUAUAUCGACUGCCUGUGCGACGGCGCUUCAGGCUUCAUUGGAUUGUGAUCCCUUCUUAACCUAUGUUAUGACCAGCAACUAUUAUUCAUCUAUCGGAAAUACUACAAUCCAAGAUGAAUUCUGCCGCACGGAUUGUUCUAGUGAUUUGGCGAGCUACCGUGAGGACGUCGCGACAAGUUGUGCCAAUGAUCCGCAGCCAUUUUCUGGAUAUCCCGCAACAUAUUGGGCGGAUUGGGCUAUUUCUGCCUUUGACCAUGUCUGUAUGAAGGACGCAGAUACGGGAGAAUAUUGUGUUGAUGUCAUUGGGGAGUACUUUCAAAACCAAACUGUUGAGUCGGACGGAACGGACCUCUCAACGGAUCAAUUGUGCUCCAGCUGUGUGGUCUCUCUCUUUACCUUAAUGCAGGGUACCCCUUAUUCAAACUACGACCCUACUUUGGCCAGCGUAUGGAGCAACAUCCAGAGUCAAUGCUCCUUGAGUCAGUCAACCACAGUGCCUACGCUGGACACCAACCUGACGAAGCCUGGAGGAUUUGCACUACCCGGAUAUUCCACAUCCUCAGCGCUGUGUCUCUCUGGGAUCACAUAUACUGUGGUUGGUGGCGACAACUGUGAAGCUAUCGCUGAGAAUUAUGGCGUAUCGAAAGGCACGCUUAUCGCGAUCAAUGAUCUCUAUGCUGACUGCACCAACUUGGGGAUUGGCCAGGUCCUUUGUAUCCCGCCUAGCUGCACCACAUAUAUUGUAGAGGGUGGCGACACCUGCAAUACGAUUGCGAAUAGCACCAGCACCAGCUUCCAGCAGCUUGUAGCAUGGAAUCCCUCCCUGGGCUCAUACUGUACCAAUUUGAUCUCGGGAGAGAAUAUAUGUGUCAGUCCUCCAGGUGGUGUUCAGAACCUAACCACCAUUGCGGGUGCCACCGCUACCCAGACGGGCAUUUAUGCAACAACCAUUGCUUCUCGACCGAGUCCCGUUGCUACCGGAACGACAAUCGACUGUGGAAAGUACUAUCAGGUUCAGUCAGGAGAUAAUUGCCAACUUAUCUCGCUCAAUCAGACCAUCUCCCUUGACCUUUUAGAAGAGAUAAAUCCUGAUAUCGACUCAGUCUGUUCAAAUCUCGAGCUCGGUGUCUACUACUGCAUUCUGCCUACAGAGGACUGGAAUGCAACCGCGACCUCUAUAAUUGUCACGGCCCCGACCACGACCCCGGACGGAACGACCUCUGAUUGCUAUCAUGGGGAUUACUGCUCGCUUAUCGAAAGCGAAUUUGACAUUACCAUGGCUCAGCUCCAGCUCUGGAAUCCAGAUCUGCUAUCGGAUUGCUCUAACCUCGCGCUUGGUGAAGCUUACUGCGUCAAUGGUGCUGACCAGGCUUCCACUUCUACUCCUGCGACAGUAUCUGCGACUGCUACGGCUGUGGCAAAAAGGGAUGUCUCAUCCCCGGCUACUGCGGCGUCUCAAACGACUGCGAUUUUCCAGGCUGGUGGUGUGCCAUAUGGGUGGCCUGGGUUAAAUGCGCCAAAUCUGGCAAGAGCGUAUGCAGCGGCGACGCAGAAUGUAGCCUAG